Hordeum vulgare subsp. vulgare (domesticated barley) is the source of this 1196-nucleotide messenger RNA. RefSeq names its product NEDD8-conjugating enzyme Ubc12-like. NCBI's taxonomy places the organism in Eukaryota, Viridiplantae, Streptophyta, Magnoliopsida, Poales, Poaceae. The transcript is spliced from 6 exons. The coding region runs from base 159 to 710 and encodes 183 amino acids. The record is from RefSeq and is a predicted model, not a curated record.
CCUAGGGUUCGCGCCUCCCCGCCGGUCGCCGCCCGCCGCCCGCCGAUCCUCUCCCCGCCGAGGAUCAGGGCCGGCCGCGCCCGCUCCCGUCGGUCGCCGCUCUGGAUCCGCGCCCCUCGGCGCCGAGCUCCGCCCCCGCCCGCCCGGGCCGCUGAAAGAUGAUAAACCUUUUUAAGAUCAAGGGGCAGAAGAAGGAAGAGGCAGCCAACUCAAAUGGGGGGCCGCCUGUUAAGAAGCAAAGUCCAGGGGAAUUACGUCUCCAUAAAGAUAUUGCUGAGCUUAACCUUCCAAAGACAACUAAGAUUUCCUUCCCAAAUGGAAAGGAUGAUCUCAUGAACUUUGAAGCUACUCUACGGCCUGACGAAGGAUACUAUCUAGGUGGGUCAUUCACUUUCACCUUCCAAGUAUCUCCUUCAUACCCUCACGAGGCUCCAAAGGUCAAGUGCAAGACUAAGGUUUACCAUCCCAAUAUUGACCUAGAAGGAAAUGUCUGCCUGAACAUUCUGCGUGAAGACUGGAAGCCCGUCUUGAAUAUCAACACCAUAAUCUAUGGUUUAAACCUUCUUUUCUCACAACCCAAUGACGAGGACCCCUUGAAUCAUGAAGCUGCGGCCGUCCUCCGGGACAACCCGCAGAAGUUCCAGAGAAACGUCCAGAUGGCGAUGUCUGGAGGCUAUGUCGAUAACACCCAUUUCCCAAGGUGCAAGUAAAGCGGGCGGGCUGGCCUGGUACGUGCAAGUAAGGCGGGCAGGCGGGCCUGGUACGUGCUUGCUUCUGGCUCGCGCCCACCUACCCUACCCCUGAAUGCCAAGCAUUGCACAAUCUGAAGAAAUGCGGGCGGCAUACCCAGGAAAUGUAUCUAUCAUACUUGUUUGUGUCAAGAAGAUGUGACUGCUAUUGUGCUUGUUUGGUGGAUGUUCUGGAAUCGUCGUGUAACAUGAAGAAGAAAUGUGGUGACGUUAUGCAGCGAAACUCGCCUGUAUCGAGCUGAAAAUUAAGUUGUGGGUGUUGUUGUGUCAAACUGAAUUAUCUCGACCCAAGAAAGGAAUCACCCAUUCAGGUAUUAUAUCUACCUUUUGGGGAGGAAAAAAGAAUGGCACUCAGCGUAUUCUUUUGAAUUUAAUGUUCCUUGCCAUAUCGUAUCAAAGUGUUGCUUGAGACACUUUAAAUUUUCAGAUGCAAAAUGUUCCAGAAAA